This is a messenger RNA of Lichtheimia ornata, 438 nucleotides long. RefSeq lists its product as uncharacterized. The record is from RefSeq and is a predicted model, not a curated record. The transcript has a single exon. Bases 1 to 438 code for a protein of 145 amino acids. NCBI's taxonomy places the organism in Eukaryota, Fungi, Mucoromycota, Mucoromycetes, Mucorales, Lichtheimiaceae.
AUGCGUUUCCUUACAGUGCUUUUCAUUGCCGUUUUUCUCAUUGCCAUCCAUAUGCAUACAGCAAAUGCCGUACCACUGAGAGGGACUCACAGCAGCGUAAAAGACCUUGGCAAGAAAACGGGACAACAUGGUGCCAAUCCAAAACCUGGUGAUACAGGAAUAGAACCAGGAUCUAGUUCUGAUUCGAAAGUCGCUGAACCAGCUGCUGCUAGUGAUCAAUACACAAGUGGUAAACUAGUGGCUGAUCAAGUUGCUCAAGCUGCUGGCACUGUUGCUGGAGCUGCUGGAAGUAUUCCUGGUGUUGGUGGUGGCAAAACCACUAGUAAUGGAGCAGCUUCUGGUAGUGGUACAUCUUCUAAUGGUGGAGCAACUUCCGGUAGGGGCACGAUCACUGGUACUACUCGUUACCCUUCUGGUAAAGAGACCGAAAUCUAUUAA